CGUUUCGCACAUCAUCACGACGGUGUUGAAAGCGUUCUGACUGGUUCUUACUGGUAAGAAUGUUAAAUGGAAGGAACGCUCCGAAAGGGACCGCUCGAUUCCGUAUUCAAAUGUCGACUUACAAACAAAACUCUGCGUCCCUAACCUGGCCCUAAGGAGGAGACGGAUUCGUGACGGUUCGAGUGGUGCUUCGGAAAGCACCAAGAAGUUUUGCCGUCCAUAAUGGACGACAUCGUUGAGCUAUUGAACGUUGAAAACGUGUGCAGAUUGUGUCUAUCUGUCGAAGAACCGAAAUCGUCAAUCUUCGGGGCACAAGAUUCCUCUGCUGCUGUACCACUCGUUACUAAAAUACAGGCAUGCCUAUCACUUCAGAUUUUAUCUACCGACAAAGUGUCUACGUUGAUAUGUUCUUCGUGCGUAAACAAUGUAAAUCAGUGGUACAACUACAAGGAAACUUGUUUUCGUUCUCAGGACAAAUUGCAGAAAUGGCUAGAAACUCAUCCACAGACAAACCCAGUGGUUGUAAAUAUAAAAGAGGAACCUAUGGACAUAGAUUAUUGCGAAGAUAACGCUAAAAUAUCUGAAUGCAACAAUGAAUCAAGCUCUCGUGUAAAUCAUGUAAAGUCUGCAAGUAAACUUCAUUCUAAAGAUGAAGCUAGGACGGGAGAAGUACAAAUUGACAAGACGCGUGACUUAGGUAAAGAUAAGGAAUUUAAAGCUUUUCAGUCGACUCCAUUGAAGAAUGCAGAUAGGGAGGAGCAUAGAAUGGAUAAACAAUUUUAUGGUCUAUCGAUAAAAACUGAGCCAGAAGAUGAUUAUGAUACGGAUUGUACGAUAGAAAUAGAAUCUGUCACUGGUAACGAAUUACUAUUGAAUCCAAUGGCGAUUGCAGGUAAAGAGGACAGAAUUAUGGAAGCUGAUUCGACUCAAAAAUCAAAUGCGGCUACUCCAAGCAGUAGAAAGAAGAUGAAACGUGGUCCUCAUACGCAUUUCCGAGGUACUCGUGUUUAUAAACAAAAGUGUACGCAUUGUCAAAUAAAUUUACAUUCUAAGUACACGUAUAUAAGACACAUGCAAAGAUUUCAUAGUGACGAAUGCGAAAAUAAAGAGUUAUCUAAGUCGAUGUCUGCUGACGAAGAAGAAUCGAUCGAAGACGUGGAGGACGAAUUAACGAGUAUGGAGAACGAUGCACCAUUGACAGAGGUACAACAAAGUAUAAUCAGCCAAUUGAAGACAUUCUCGUGUUACUCGUGUCAGCAAACUUUUUCCGACAGAAGAAAUACGCUUUCUCAUAUUCGUCAACACAUGCCAGACUUAAGACCGUACACUUGUAUCGCAUGUUUAACGGAAUUUCCUGAUCGAUCUAUGUACAAAUUGCACUGCAGUGCAUCCUUCGAGUGUGCUAUGAAAAUUGCGUUGGUUAUACCUAAGGAAGGGGAGGAAAAGUAUUUCACUUGUAACAUGUGUUUACGACCGAUGCCAAACAGAAAAGAAUUAUUGAGUCAUCUGUCGAAACAUUCGGACAAGCAAUACGAAGAAAUGAUGUCACCAAUGAGAUCUCCACCCAAGUUACAGCCUAUGGCACCCUUGCCGUGUCCGAAGAAAGAAACGUUGCCGAAAACAUCUCAGAUGAAUAGGGUCAUUCUUGGACCUUAUAAGAACGGCGAUCCAGCGCAUAAUCACGCCUGCGAUUUAUGCGGCAUGAUUUACAGAUACAAGCCUAAUCUGUUGAAGCAUCGUGUAAUCUGUAUCAGGUUGUCACCGGAAGUAAGAACUUGUUACAGAUGCAUUCAUUGUGGUAUGACUUAUCUCGUCUUUAAAAAAUUUCAUAAUCAUAUCACUAUCGAUCAUAAGAAGAAAGAAUUCGUUUGUUUCGAAUGUAACGCCAAGUUCAGAUCACCGAGUGAUUAUCUGACGCAUCACGAGAAGCAUCGACUGAUGAACGUCGAUCAACAUCAUCCGCAGGUUGCUAGUAAUCCAAUCAUGUCGCCUCAUCGUGGGCAGAGUCCUUUAAAAUCGUGGAGUGAUAACGAGGAAGCUACGGUAUCGAGACGAAGCGUCGAGGGUCAACGAUACGUUUGUAAUCUUUGUGGUCAGGAUUUUACUACGAGAGCCAAAUUGGCUGAACAUAAGAACCUUCAUCUAAAAGUAAAGAUAUAUUCGUGCGUUAUUUGCCGUAGUAUGUUUAGCAGCGCUGGUGCUUUAGAAAUUCACAUGAAAGAUCACGGCAUUGAAGAUCCACAAGAAAGAAAUGCCAAUAGUUCUUGCGUCGAAUACGAACGACUCGACGAUAGUCCACAAGGAAUUAAUUCUAUUAACACAAGUGCGGUCUCAGAUCCAGGCGAACGAAGAAACGAAUGUAACAUAUGCGGAAAGGUAUUCUCCAAUUAUCCGAAUCUGAGAAGGCACUUUAGGAAUAUUCACAAGGACAGCAAAGCACGUUUCACUUGUAUACGUUGCUCGUUAUCCUUCAAAACUAAAGAGCUUUACGAACGUCAUGCGAGACUCGAUCACAAAACGAAAGUUAUGUUAAUGUGUCGUCAGUGUCCUAAAACGUUUACCUUCAAAGCUAAUUUGGAUCUCCAUUGUAGGAGUGCUCACGGAGAUAAAUCUGGUAAUCAAGAAUGUGAUAUUUGUGGUAAAGUCUUUUUAGAGGAAGCCUCGUUAAAGAUUCAUCGAGGUUGGCACAACCGAGCAAAUUCGCGUUUGUAUACUCGGUCCUUCUUGAACAAUGAAAUUAAAGCUGCAACUUCGCUCUCUCCUGCCGAGGGCAGCGUCGGCAGUUUAGUCGUUACAACGCCCGAACGUCCAGCCAGGGCAAGAAAAUCUUUUCCCAAUCCACCACCUACGAAGCCACAGAACAAUUACCAGUGUCAAGUAUGCGACGGCAAAUUCGAAGACGUGGUUGAGUUAAGGAAACAUUUGUGGGACGUCCAUUGUGCUCGUAACAAGCCAGAGAAAAGUUUUUCAGGUGACGAACUUCAAUGUCAGUUAUGUACCAAUAUUUUUCCUGAUCAGAAGACCCUAAAAACGCACAUGGAUUGGCACAAAGCGAAUCCGAUAUUGAGCGAUUUACAAAAGCAAACUUUCCCUUGCGAGAUAUGCGGCAAGCAUUACAGUUCGAAGAAGGUCUUGACAAAACACAAGAAGCUUCACAAAGCGAACACGGUAGCUUCGAUGAAGUUCCAAUCGCUCGGUAGAAAGAACGCUCAAUUCUUCUGCAACAUCUGUCGAAAGAUCUUCAGCAGCAAUCAAUCGUUGCAACGACAUAGAAUGUCUUUCCACAGCGAUUUACAGACUAAUCAAGCACAGAACAGUAGUACUCUGCGAAUAUCUAGCGAGGAAUAUAAAUCAAAGAAAAUUGACUUCGAAUUAGAAGAGGAUGUCGCGAAGGAAUAUACUUUGAAUUUAACCAAUGCCGGUAGGAAACCGGUUACUUGUCAUUUGUGUAAGAAGAUAUUUCCGAACAUGAGUGUUUUGUACAAACACAAACAAUUGAUUCACAAACCAAGAGUAGCAAAGGUGAUCGGUAAACUAUCGACGAACGAGUGCGUUCCUAUACCAAGCGCUGACGGUCGAAUUUCGUGCAAUUUGUGUGGUAAACAGUUCUCGGCAUUGUCAAAUUUGAGACAACACUUCUCCGUGAAGCAUAGAAACAACCCGAAAAGUCGUUGUACCACAGCCAGCUGUAACCCUACGUACUCGGUUCAAUCGCAGUCUCUAAAGACCGAAAGUUUACCGCACAAAGCAAUGAUUCUCUGUUGCAAACUCUGCAAUCGUCACGUUUGGAGCAGAGAAGAGAUAGCUAAUCACAUGGUUUCUGUACAUGGAACAGCUUAUGAACCCGAUAAUAACAGUAAUUUUCAUAGGGAAACUGAUCUUACCACUUACGUCGUCGAAGGUGCCGUUAAUGCGACCUGUCCUCGUUGCAAUAUCAAAUAUCCUAACAAUAGAGCUAUGAAGAUCCAUUACUUUAAAUUCCACGAAGCUACAGACUAAUCCACUUUUCCAAUCAAUUAGUGAAUCCAGAUAGCAUUGAUUUUUUUACUACGAGCCUUCCUUUCUUCUUCAAUCUUGUCUCUGAUUAAUGAUACGUUUGAACGUAUAUAAGAUUCGUUCCAGAACGUUAACUGGCGAUUCUUCCUUCUCUUGGACAUCAUUAUUGAAUAUUGUAAUAACAAUUACACAAACUUGAUCCUUUUUGUCGAAGAAACGUAUCGUUUUGUUCGCUCGCUCGCUUGAUCGAUGGAUCGUUCGCUCAUAUAUGUAUGUGUGUAUGUACUUUCACAAACUAUCCUUUGGGCUAUCUACUUUGACCAAUCAUUAUCAUCGUCAGAUUUUUCUCAUUCAAUUAACUUACAACACGACGUUUGUGUAAAUAGCCAUUUUUCUGUUAAGAACAGAGCCAUUGUACACUUAUAUUUACACGUUUAUUGUUUAUUUUAUAUAUAUAUAUAUAUUUUAUAUAUAUAUAAGAUAUGUAUGUAAAAUAUAUAUAUAUAUAAUAAAUGGCUAUUAUAUACAUAUAUAUAUAUAUGUAUGUAUGUGUAUGUAUAUAUAUAUAUAUGUAUAUAUAUAUGUUUAUUCAAACGUAAAGUCACGCUCAUAUUCUUUUUUUCUUUAAAUAAGCUUCGCAUAUUCAUUGAGUAUCCCCUUUGAUGAAGAUGAUGUAAGUUAUCGUCAGAUAUACGACUCUAUAUGAGAGAAGGGUAGAAGAAAAAAAUGAGAAAGAGACUUUGGGGAUUUCAAUUGUUUUUUUAGAGAUAAAUGAUAAAGAAAAGAAAUAAUAAAAGUAAGAAUGAAUAAAAAGAAGGAGACAUCGUUUUUGAUUACUCCCCAGAGAUGAUUCGUUCGAUUUACUCAGUGUAUCGUUCUAAUCGUGGGACAAAAAAAAAACUAGGAAAGUGUUUUAGGUUUUUUCGUAAAAGGCAUAUUUGUAUAUGCAACGUAUAAGUUGUAGCAUUUUCCAUGUAGCAGUAAAUAAAGAUUAUUGAUAUAAA
This is a messenger RNA of Vespula vulgaris, 5000 nucleotides long. Its product is annotated as zinc finger protein 616-like. The coding region runs from base 223 to 3999 and encodes 1258 amino acids. Gene Ontology annotation, molecular function: zinc ion binding. Lineage: Eukaryota; Metazoa; Arthropoda; Insecta; Hymenoptera; Vespidae. The transcript has 4 exons. The record is from RefSeq and is a predicted model, not a curated record. Gene Ontology annotation, cellular component: nucleus.